AUGUCUCAGUGCAAUACACCACAGGAUCUUCUCUGGCAGUUGGAAAGCUGCAAGUUGGGAAAUACUCGUGUCGGCCAAGAUGAUCCGGCAACGAAAGACACCUUUCUAGAGGAUCAUUUGACAGAUCCUACUUUAUCUUAUGCCUCAGGAAUCCUCCUCCUCAGAGGUUGGUCGAACUAUCGGCAAUGGGAAAGAGACUGGCAGCCACUUGCUGCCCUCGUUGCCGGCUUGUGCCAUCUAGCAGAGAUCGAAUUUCUCGUUCGGAACGAUUUUCCGAUCUCUCUACAGGAAGCCAUAUCACAGCACCACCCGAAAUGUCAGCUGAAGAUUUUCUGGCCGCAGAACAUGACAUCCAGCGUCCCAGGUCUAAAAAAGCAAACAUGCCCUCGAGUGAGGAAGAUAAUGAGCAAUGACGACUUCGCCGGCAUCGAUAUCAAUCUUCUACGUCUCGAGGGGUUGCAUACAUUGUCCGUCCAGAUUCCGAGCAGAUCUGAUAGCAAAGGCCGCUGGAUAGAGAUUGAGGAAAUGCUGCCUUUCCUUCUUUUGGCUCCCAAUUUGAAGCACCUUCUCUUACGGAAAAGUUCCACAGCCCAUCGACUCCCAGUCGCUAUGCUGAAGCAAGAAUGGCACAACCUUGCGGUUUCCACGAAACCCGUGCCGGUAUCUUCCCUGCAUUCGAUUUCGAUCGGUGAAGCCGGGCCACCCGAAAAUAUCCUACUAAGGCUGGCCAGUAUCGCGGGUAUUUCCCAACUUCGGUCCCUUAGACUUGAUGAGUUAUCUGACUCAUCCAUGCUUGCACGGUUGGCUGGGCUUUUGCCCAACCUCGAGCGACUGUUUAUCUCGACAAAUGGACGCGGUUGGCGCUGUCCAGAUCUCAAUAGUGACGAUGAUAUUGGAAUCUCUGCAAUAAGGGCGUUCAAUCCCCUUGUUUAUCUCCAUCUUCGCGGCUUUCGCAGCACCUUCUCUCUGAACCAAAUCGUACAGCGACAUGGUCCUUCUCUAAAAGGUCUUAUAAUUGUGCCGUGCAUUCGGGACAAGGGUAGGACGGAAGACGACUCCGGGUAUAAAUAUCCAGAACUUGAUGCCUUUGGCAUAAGCCAGCUAGCCAAAUCCUGUCCCCAGCUAGAGGAACUCCGUCUUCCAAUCAAAAGAUCCAUGGGCAGUCAAGAAGAGUGCGAAAUGUACAAGGCAGUGGGGGCCUUUUCAAACCUCCAUAGUCUUGUACUGGAUCUUCAUUUCGAUCCCAGACCGCGGCCGGUAGACCCAACGCAUGAAGUUGAGGCAUCCGUUCUUCAGGAGAUAUUUGUGAAUGCGGCAAUGGAUGAGAUACUUGCUGUUCAUAUUUGGCACUUGAUCUCAUCUAACCAAGCCUCCAGCCGCCUACGGAACCUGCGCGUCAUUCCUUUUGGUCUUGAGCACCUCCCGAAUGAUGAGUAUCGCCUCGUUGACUGGUUGGCUCGUUCGUUUUUGAUCACACGCUACAACUUCCAGAACGUGGGGGUACCGGCUAUUAGGGAAAUCGGGAAAAGGGAAAGGGAGAUACUUAGGCAGUCUCGCUACCAGGGUUCAGAAAUAUGCAUCCCAGAGAGGCUAGCACAGGUUAUUUCUGAUAUCUGGCCAUCUGAGCGUGGUAAUAGCUGGGAGUCGGGACGCAGCAGCUUCCCUUUGCAGCCAAAUGAUGCUUAA
Molecule: messenger RNA, 1686 nt
Organism: Penicillium mononematosum
Lineage: Eukaryota; Fungi; Ascomycota; Eurotiomycetes; Eurotiales; Aspergillaceae
Exons: 2
Coding region: 1-1686 (561 amino acids)
Source: RefSeq, a predicted model, not a curated record